Messenger RNA from Oncorhynchus nerka (sockeye salmon), 6045 nucleotides. It is a transcript of the gene ddr2l, whose product is annotated as discoidin domain receptor family, member 2, like. Gene Ontology annotation, biological process: protein phosphorylation; positive regulation of phosphatidylinositol 3-kinase/protein kinase B signal transduction; multicellular organism development. Gene Ontology annotation, cellular component: plasma membrane; signaling receptor complex. Gene Ontology annotation, molecular function: collagen binding; protein tyrosine kinase collagen receptor activity; ATP binding. The record is from RefSeq and is a predicted model, not a curated record. Bases 1 to 2166 code for a protein of 721 amino acids. The transcript has 14 exons. NCBI's taxonomy places the organism in Eukaryota, Metazoa, Chordata, Actinopteri, Salmoniformes, Salmonidae.
AUGAGGGUGUUGGUUUCUAUCCUGCCCUCCCCAGAGCACAUAGCCCUUGGGGAGUUUGGAUAUGGUGACCCUGGUUGUGACCCCAGUCCCUGCGGGUAUCUCAGGGGGAGUUUGGAUAUGGUGACCCUGGCUGUGACCCCAGUCCCCGGGGAGUUUGGAUAUGGUGACCCUGGCUGUGACCCCAGUCCCCGCGGGUAUCUCAAGGGGAGUUUGGAUAUGGUGACCCUGGCUGUGACCCCAGUCCCUGCGGGUAUCUCAGGGGGAGGGGAGUUUGGAUAUGGUGACCCUGGCUGUGACCCCAGUCCCCGCGGGUAUCUCAAGGGGAGUUUGGAUAUGGUGACCCUGGCUGUGACCCCAGUCCCUGCGGGUAUCUCAGGGGGAGUUUGGAUAUGGCCCAGGGUCUGUUACCCUGGUGCUCUGCAGCAAGGUCCAGGGUCUGUAACCCUGCUGCUCAGCUCGGCUCCGGGCCUGACACAGUACUAUGGCAAGGCUCCAGGCUCUACUUGGGCCUAUAUCCAGAGAUCCAGACUCCUGGGAACAAUCAUAGAAAUGCAGAUCAUAGAAAUGCAGAUCAUAGAAAUACAGAGCACAGAAAUGCAGAUCAUAGAAAUGCAGAUCAUAGAAAUGCAGAUCAUAGAAAUGCAGAUGAUGGAAAUGCAGAUCAUAGAAAUGCAGAGCACAGAAAUGCAGAUCAUAGAAAUGCAGAGCACAGAAAUGCAGAUCAUAGAAAUGCAGAUCACAAAAAUGCAGAUCAUAGAAAUGCAGAUCAUAGAAAUACAGAGCACAGAAAUGCAGAUCAUAGAAAUGCAGAUCAUAGAAAUGCACUGUUUUCACAUACAACUGAUCCCUGCCUGCAUCCCGCCCCAGGCUCCACGCCGUAUCCUCGAGGAGGAGGUCACCGUGCGCCUGUCCUCCAGUAGUGACACCAUCAUUCUGCAGACCCCUCCCGUGCCCCCCCGGGUCUCUCAGAUGGACCACCCGUACGAGCGCGUCUUUCUCCUGGACCCUCAGUACCAAGACCCAGCCGGCCUCAGGAACAAGCUGCCUGAACUGUCUCGGAGUGCAGAGACCUCAGCAUGUGGUGGGGGCUAUGCGGAGCCUGAUGUCACCCAGUGCACGCCUCACCAGUGCUUCCAGAGCAGCGUGCCGCACUACGCCGAGACGGACAUCGUAAGCCUGCAGGGUGUGACAGGCAGUAACAUGUACGCCGUGCCCGCACUCACCGUCGACUCGCUCACCCGCAAGGACAUCUCCGUGGCAGAGUUCCCCCGCCACCGGCUGCUCUUCAGGGAGAAGUUGGGGGAGGGGCAGUUUGGGGAGGUCCACCUGUGUGAGGCUGAGGGUCUGCCUGAGUUUCUGGGGGAGGGCGCCCCCCUUCCCGACCGAGACGGACGGCCUGUACUGGUGGCGGUGAAGCAACUGAGGGCAGACGCCACCAACAACGCCAGGAACGACUUCCUGAAGGAGAUCAAGAUCAUGUCGAGGCUCAACGACCCCAACAUCAUCCAGUUGCUGUGUGUGUGUGUGAGCUCAGACCCACUGUGCAUGGUGACUGAGUACAUGGACAACGGAGACCUCAACAUGUUUCUGUCACAGAGAGAGAUGGAGAGCACCCUGACCCACGCCAACAACAUCCCCGCAGUCAGCUUGUCAGAUCUCCUGCACAUGUCAGUGCAGAUCUCAUCCGGCAUGCGCUACCUGGCCUCUCUGAACUUUGUGCACCGAGACCUGGCCACACGCAACUGCCUGCUGGACCGCAGACUCACCAUCAAGAUAGCAGACUUCGGCAUGAGCAGAAACCUGUACAGCAGUGACUACUACCGCAUUCAGGGGCGAGCUGUGCUGCCCAUCCGUUGGAUGGCCUGGGAGAGCAUUCUACUGGGUAAGUUCACCACGGCCAGCGAUGUGUGGGCCUUUGGCGUCACCCUGUGGGAGAUCUUCACUCUGUGUAAAGAGCAGCCUUACAGCCUACUGUCAGACGAACAGGUCAUCGAAAACACUGGCGAGUUCUUCCGGAACCAGGGCAGACAGAUCUUUCUAUACGCCCCACUGCUCUGUCCUCCCUCUCUAUUUGAGCUGAUGAUGCGUUGUUGGGACCGCGACAUCGCCGAUCGACCCACCUUCGAGGGGUUGUACCAGGCCUUACGACCACACGUGGUCCAGUGAACUUUGAACCCUGGCACAACCAACGGGCUGUCCUGAGUGAGAGGUCUAUUUAGCCUGAAUUCUCUUCUCUUAACCCCUCUGACUGACAGACAGAUGGACAGACGGACAGGCAGGGAGACAGACAGCGGGGAGGACUGGAAGAGGAUGCAGCGAUGUUGUCAUUUUAAGAGAGCAGGAAGUGGGUUGAGGUUAUCACUUCCAGAAUGUGGACCACUUCUUUCAUAUUUCACAUUCUUCAGUGAUGGACUUUAAUCAUUUGAAAUCCAUGAAAAAAAGCUCUCACCCUUUUUGUCUGUUGAUGGUUUGUGUAAAUUGAAUUCUGUUCAUCCAUCUUUAUACAGUAUGUUGUGUUUUCACAUGUUGAUGUUGUAUGGUAGGCCUACCAAAGAAAACAUAAUGUCCCUAAUACCUGGCCUAGUAAGAAAUGGACAACUGGACAAAUGCUUUUGUCUUGAGGUUCUGUGUUUUGGUGUGUAAAGCACUGCUGCCUGGUCGUCUUCCAUUGAUCCAUUGUUCCUUUUAUUAACCCCACACUGGACUAUGAUCAUGUUGAUUUGUUUGACUCAGAUUUUAUUGAUCUUUUUGAAUAUGAAUGUUCUAUAGGACAGUUUGGAUAAGGCCUUUGGCUAAAGCAGAACUACUGUCAUAGCUAGAAUAGGACCCUAACCCUCUGACCCUAAGCCUCUGACCCUAACCCUCUGACCCUAACCCUCUGACCCUAACCCCCUGACCCUAAGCCUCUGACCCUAACCCUAACCCUCUGACCCUGACCCUAACCCUCUGACCCUAACCCUCUGACCCUAACCCUCUGACCCUAACCCUGCUUUAGAGGGGGUUGGGGAGCCACAAUGGACUGAUGAUGAGGAAUAGAAAGCACUGUCCCCUUGGAGAUGUCUAACGCAAGGCACUGUCCCCUUGGAGAUGUCUAACGCAAACUGUGCAGCCUUAUCAGAUAGCAUUAAAGCUAGUUAGCAUUAUUAGAUGUCAUUAGCUAUCCCCUACAGAGAUGCAGUCUUCUGGAUUGAGUAGCUGGAGGCUGGUUAGCGUUGGUCCAGGGGCGUUUGUGCGCGUUCCAGUGGAGGAACACGCACUGACGGUGACGUUGACCAGAGCUAGAAGCUGGACAACGGUGACGUGGACCAGAGCUAGAAGCUGGACAACACUCUUUACGAGUAUACAGUAGCUAGCAUGUUGCUGUGGCCAAGCCUCUGACCAUACAGUAGCUCGCAUGUUGCUGUGGCCAAGCCUCUGAUCACACAGUAGCUAGCAUGUUGCUGUGGCCAAGCCUCUGAUCACACAGUAGCUAGCAUGUUGCUGUGACCAAACAGCUGUUGUGUUCACAGCUCCGCCUUCAGAAGAAUUGAGCCAUAGCAAUAGAAUUACUGCUGUACAUCCCUGUUCUAGGGAACAGGGAAGUUACUGCUGUACUUCCCUUCGCCUGUUCUAGCACACAUAUUUCUAUGAUUGUAGCUGGCUUGCAUAGAAUUCAUUCUGAGUUGCAGGGGAUUGAAAUGAAGGUUAACCUUAAUUGUGGUUGUAAAUAUAACUGAAAAGCGAUCUCUGUGUAGAUGUCACAUGUCCAUUGGGUGAUCAAUCGAUAUUGUCAUGUUAGUGUAAAAGUUUUAAAAAGCCAAGUUUGACUUUUUUUGUUAUUUCAAAACAUUAUCCCCCCCCCCCCCUAUUUUAAGUACAUUUAUUUGUAUUGCUGCAUCCUCUGUUGCCACAAUAUCUGAGUGAAUGAACAGGCAUCAAGUGUUUAAAAGUGGCUGACACCAAAGAUCUCAACAUUGAAAUCAGCUUCUGACAUUUCUUGUGUUGUCAUUGUUAAGGUUAUUAACAUUAAUGUCGAUGUGUUGUGUUGUUCACCUGUACUGUAUCUGAUGCUUCACGGUGUGUCUGUGUCUGCUGGGAGGAGGGGCUCUGCUGAGAGGAGGGCUCUGCUGAGAGGAGGGGCUCUGCUGAGAGGAGGGCUCUGCUGAGAGGAGGGCUCUGCUGAGAGGAGGGGCUCUGCUGAGAGGAGGGGCUCUGCUGAGAGGAGGGGCUCUGCUGAGAGGUAGGGCUCUGCUGGGACGUAGGGUUGUGCUGGGAAGAGGGGCUCUGCUGGGAAGAGGGGCUCUGCUGAGAGGAGGGCUCUGCUGAGAGGAGGGCUCUGCUGAGAGGAGGGGCUCUGCUGAGAGGUAGGGCUCUGCUGGGACGUAGGGUUGUGCUGGGAAGAGGGGCUCUGCUGGGAAGAGGGGCUCUGCUGAGAGGAGGGCUCUGCUGAGAGGAGGGCUCUGCUGAGAGGAGGGGCUCUGCUGAGAGGUAGGGCUCUGCUGGGACGUAGGGUUGUGCUGGGAAGAGGGGCUCUGCUGGGAGGAGGGGCUCUGCUGAGAGGAGGGGCUCUGCUGGGAGGAGGGGCUCUGCUGAGAGGAGGGGCUCUGCUGAGAGGAGGGGCUCUGCUGGGAGGAGGGCUCUGCUGGAUGUGUUAUGUGUAUGUUUGACAUUCCACGGAGCACUGGGGGAAGUGGUUCAACUUGAAGUGUGUUUACAUGCCCCGUUGUUGUGCAGUACAAUCUGCAACGCAUGGAGAGGGGAGGGAGGGAUGAAGGGGGAGAGAGAGAUGUAAAAGAAACCACUAAACUCAAUAUCCCAGAGGUCUUUGCUGAAGUGAGCCUGUGUUAGCUAAUGUUCGUUGGUAAAGAUGAAUCCCUUAAUGCUGGUCCAGACAGAGUAAAUCGUGUUUUUUUGUUUUCCAUUGGUUGGUUUUGGAUAGAAGAAAGCGGAUUAUUGACCCGAGCUCUGUAACACUUCCUCUCCGGAGUGGCUUUCUCCACUUUUUUGGUUGCCAUGGAAGCACAACUGUGGUAAAGGAGGUUUUGAGGGAAAGGUUGGAUUGAGCCUGUGUGCAUGUGGCAGUCUGCUAGACUUAGAGUCUCUGUACUGCGUGUUUGUACGAGUGUGAAAACCCAAAAGGGUUUAGUGUUUGAAUGCAUAACGGGUGGUAAUGACUGGUUGGUUUGGUGUUUGAAUGCAUAACGGGUGGUAAUGACUGGUUGGUUUGGUGUUUGAAUGCAUAACGGGUGGUAAUGACUGGUUGGUUUGGUGUUUGAAUGCAUAAGGGGUGGUAAUGACUGGUUGGUUUGGUGUUUGAAUGCAUAAGGGGUGGUAAUGACUGGUUGGUUUGGUGUUUGAAUGCAUAACGGGUGGUAAUGACUGGUUGGUUUGGUGUUUGAAUGCAUAAUGGGUGGUAAUGACUGGUUGGUUUGGUGUUUGAAUGCAUAAGGGGUGGUAAUGACUGGUUGGUUUGGUGUUUGAAUGCAUAACGGGUGGUAAUGACUGGUUGGUUUGGUGUUUGAAUGCAUAACGGGUGGUAAUGACUGGUUGGUUUGGUGUUUGAAUCCAUAACGGGUGGUAAUGACUGGUUGGUUUGGUGUUUGAAUGCAUAAGGGGUGGUAAUGACUGGUUGGUUUGGUGUUUGAAUGCAUAAGGGGUGGUAAUGACUGGUUGGUUUAGUGUUUGAAUGCAUAACGGGUGGUAAUGACUGGUUGGUUUGGUGUUUGAAUGCAUAAGGGGUGGUAAUGACUGGUUGGUUUGGUGUUUGAAUGCAUAAGGGGUGGUAAUGACUGGUUGGUUUAGUGUUUGAAUGCAUAACGGGUGGUAAUGACUGGUUGGUUUGGUGCCAGGUGAUAGAGGACACUCUGAUUUUUCUCUUUUCUAUUCAUCGCUUCAGUUUAGAAACUCUUCUCAUACAUACGUGGCUGACUUGUACAUAGUGUAGUCAGAGUAGAUUUGUAUAGUAAUAUAUUGGGUGCUGAGGAGAAGAUUCCAGCCCCAUGACAGUUUUCCUCUGAUCUUUUCUUUCUCUUUGUUUCUUAUAUUAAAAUCAAACUUGACAAACGG